Messenger RNA from Clonostachys rhizophaga, 1806 nucleotides. The record is from the annotation of a GenBank genome assembly. Lineage: Eukaryota; Fungi; Ascomycota; Sordariomycetes; Hypocreales; Bionectriaceae.
AUGCUGUCCAGAGCUUUGCGUCUGAGCGCCUCGGCGCCCCGAGCUGGAAGCUUGGCCACCGCUGCGAGGAGACAGAGCCGUCUCUUCUCGUCGACCACUGCUUUCCGCAAGGAUGAGACCCUCAACAAGGUCUCCUCCAAUAUCACCCAGCCCAAGUCCCAGGGUGCCUCCCAGGCCAUGUUGUACGCCACUGGCCUGUCCGAGGACGACAUGAACAAGGCGCAGGUCGGUAUCUCCUCUGUAUGGUACGAGGGAAACCCCUGCAACAUGCACCUGCUCGACCUCUCGAGCAUCGUCGCCAAGUCCGUAAAGGACGUUGGGCUCGUCGGCUACCGCUUCAACACCAUUGGUGUCAGUGACGGUAUCUCCAUGGGUACUACUGGAAUGAGAUACUCUCUGCAGAGCCGAGAGAUCAUCGCGGACAGUAUCGAGACUGUCAUGAACGGCCAGUGGUACGACGGCAACAUCAGCUUGCCCGGUUGCGACAAGAACAUGCCCGGUGUCGCCAUGGCCAUGGGCCGAGUCAACCGCCCCAGUAUCAUGGUCUACGGUGGCACUAUCCAGCCUGGUUGCUCCAAGUCCGGCGAGUCCAUUGACAUCGUUUCCGCCUUCCAGGCCUACGGUCAAUACAUCUCCGGUCAGAUCACCGAGGAGGAGCGCUUCGACAUCAUCCGAAACGCCUGCCCCGGCGGCGGUGCCUGCGGUGGCAUGUACACUGCCAACACCAUGGCCACGGCCAUCGAGACUCUAGGUCUGACCCUCCCCGGCAGCAGCAGCUACCCCGCCGAGUCCAAGGAGAAGAAGAUCGAGUGCGAGAACGUCGGCCCCGCCAUCAGGAACAUCCUCAAGGAGGACAUCCGCCCCCGCGACAUCCUCACCCGCGAGGCUUUCGAGGACGCCAUGGUCAUCACCACCAUCCUCGGAGGUAGCACCAACGCCGUCCUCCACCUCAUCGCCAUCGCCCACUCCGUCGGCAUCAAGCUGACCAUCGACGACUUCCAGGCCGUCACCGACCGCACCCCCUUCCUGGCCGACCUCAAGCCCUCGGGCAAGUACGUCAUGGCCGACAUGCACAAGAUCGGCGGCACCCCGGGAGUCCUCAAGUUCCUCCUCAAGGAGGGCCUCAUCAAGGGCGACCGCAUCACCGUCACGGGCAAGACCCUCAAAGAGAACGUCAAGGACGCCCCCGAUGUCACCGAGGACCAGGACAUCCUCCGCCCCAUGAGCAACCCCAUCAAGGCCACCGGCCACCUGGCCAUCCUGCGUGGCUCCCUCGCCCCCGGCGGCGCCGUCGGCAAGAUCACCGGCAAGGAGGGCACCCGCUUCGAGGGUAAGGCGCGCGUGUACGAGUCCGAGUCCGACUUCAUCGCCAGCCUCGAGCGCAACGAGAUCAAGAAGGGCGAGAAGACCGUCGUCAUCAUCCGCAACGACGGGCCCAAGGGCGGGCCGGGAAUGCCCGAGAUGCUGAAGCCCUCGUCCGCUAUCAUGGGCGCCGGCCUGGGCAAGGACUGCGCCCUGCUGACCGACGGCCGCUUCUCCGGCGGUUCCCACGGGUUCCUGAUCGGACACAUCGUGCCUGAGGCUAUGGAGGGUGGUCCCAUCGGUCUCGUCAAGGACGGCGACGUCAUCGUCAUCGACGCGGAUAAGAGGGUCGUCGACCUCGAGGUCCCUGAGGAGGAGAUGGAGCGCAGGAGGAAAGCAUGGGUCCAGCCUGAGCCCAGAUACACCAGGGGCACUCUGAGCAAGUACGCCGCUCUUGUCAGCGACGCCAGUCACGGGUGCGUGACGGAUGGCAAGCUGGAGUAA